CUGUUGGUCGUUUUGGGGCAGUCAAUACAAAGGCUAUCAAACACAACUAAAGUCGUUCAUCUGUAAUGCCCUGCGACUUCUAUAUAGUUUUUUUCAUCACAUUAAACUUUUUUUUUAAUUCCAAGGCAAGAUUAACCCGACGGGCAAAAUAAUUAUGGGCUUUUGAAAAUUAUGUACAAAGCAAGUAUUAUUUCCCCACUAAAAAAAUAAAAGGGAAAACGACACAUAAUUUGGUACAAGGAUAUCGGUAAACGUAAAUCAUGUGUCAUGCUAUCGAAUUUCCUAAGUGAUAGAUACAAAAAUAGCAUUUGUGUGGUAAACACAGGCAUUCAAGCAGCUACGUAUACGAGGCCAAAAGGUGAGGCAUAGUAUGCCGCACCCAAACCCCAACGCGCCACCCUUCCCCCGCUCUCCUCGUCCAGCGACACGCAUACAUUAGGCAGUAGACUCAAUGGGUCUGCCGUUCGACUUCUCUUGACAAGAGCUCAGCGUUAAUUCUGUUCAUAGAAGCCAUUCGACAUAUCUCUCGCACAAGGGUAAAUCAGGUACUGAUAACCCGGCGUUUCAGCAAGGACGAUUUAUUUUUGAGCAGUGAAGUAUGGUAGCUAAGCACAGCGUUCCAGAGAUUCCGACAUGGCGGCAAACUUCUUCGCCUCCUCUUGGGUCUCGAAUCAAAUCGGAAGGAAUGCCCAACUACAUCCGCAACAGAGGAAGUGUCGAAAAAGUGGCCUUUGGCUCUUCCUGUCCAACGACCCCCAGCCCGAGGCCUGAACCAAGAUGUCCCACUUCUGCCUCCAAGGUUAACUACAAGAUGGGCUGGCAUGGCAACGUAGGUCCCCUGUUAAACGGAACAGCCACCCCUCGUCCAGCAACAGCACCACCUAGAAUUAAGCCAGAAGGGGAGCAGAUUGCGACUGUCAGCAGAGGGAAACGCAUGCGGGUAGUCAUCCACGAGUACGCCCAGAACAGCCCCACUCCGAGGCAGCCACGGGUCAAGGAUGAGGCGAAGGACACUGCAGAAAUGGCCAAGGGAAAACGCAUGUACAACAUUCUCCACAAAUAUGGCACCAUGGCAUUGUCGUCGCGAGCGGUGCCAAGGAUCAAACCUGAGGGUCAAGGCAUAGCCACACUUAGCAUGGGCAAACGGAUGAGAGACAACAUCCACAAAUACGGACGCAACGAAGUCACGCCGCGGCCCCAGCCGCGUGUCAAGCCAGAAGCAGACGACAACGCCCGACUGGACCGCGGGUUUCGCAUGGCCACGUUGAUGCACUCCUACCAGCUUCCGACAUCCGCUCGUUAUCCUCCGCGCAUCAAGCGCGAAGCGGCUGAAUCAGCGGAACUAGGCCGUGGACUCCGCAUGAUGCGUCUGCUGCACGAGGUGGAUUGUCUUCCGUGUAGCCCACGUCCAGUGCCGCGGGCAGUAGGGUUGAGCGCCCAGACCAACCUUUGGCGAGGGGUUACUGGCACCGUUGGCAAAUGUCUGCAGCACAUCGGCAGGAAGACUUAUAUUUUUGUUCCCGGAGAGCAAAAACGACCAUACUCCACGGUGCGCACCGUUUAAGGGCAAAAGACUUCAAGGGGAUGCAGCUCAUUGACAUGUCAUAGCAACUUUUACGAAAAAAAAAAAAAAA
Messenger RNA from Pomacea canaliculata, 1634 nucleotides. RefSeq lists its product as uncharacterized. The transcript is spliced from 5 exons. The record is from RefSeq and is a predicted model, not a curated record. Bases 599 to 1564 code for a protein of 321 amino acids. NCBI's taxonomy places the organism in Eukaryota, Metazoa, Mollusca, Gastropoda, Architaenioglossa, Ampullariidae.